GCACGGCUGUCGUCGGUCCCCGUGGGCGUGGGCCGCUCUUGCAGCGCGCAUCCUUGCGGGCCGGGAAGUGCGGCGGCAUGGAGCCGGCGGCCGCGGACUGGGGGCCGGAGCUGGCGGCGGGAGCCGACCCGGAGCUGGCGGCCACCAUGGGCUUCUCGGGCUUCGGGAAGAAGGCGCGGACCUUCGACCUGGAGGCGCUGUUCGCGCAGACGCGCAGGACGGCGGCGGAGCGCAGCAGGAAGGUCCUGGAAGCUCGUGAAAGAGAGGAGGAAGAAAAAGAAUUUAAAGGCCAAUGUGAUGAUUCAGCAGCUUCAGGCUCAAAUGUGGUGAGCGCUGGUUCUGCAGUAACUUCCAGAGAUACAGAUAGUAAUGAAAGUGAAGCUAGCUCAGAUGAAGACUUAAUUGGUCCUCCUGCACCAUCCCAAACUGCUAUUCAAGGCCCAGCGGUGUGUUCCGAUGAUGAUGAGGAUGAAUUAAUUGGACCACCACUUCCACCUGGGUACAAGAACAGUGAUGAUGAAGAGGAUGAUGAUGAUGAUGUGCAAGAGGAAGAUAAUAACCCUGUUAAGAAAAUUCCGGAUUCUCAUGAAAUCACACUCCAGCAUGGGACAAAAACAGUUUCUGCUUUGGGUUUGGAUCCCUCGGGUGCCCGUUUAGUAACUGGAGGCUAUGAUUAUGAUGUUAAAUUUUGGGACUUUGCUGGAAUGGAUGCAUCUUUGCAAGCUUUUCGAUCACUCCAGCCUUGUGAAUGUCACCAGAUCAAAUCUUUGCAGUAUAGCAGCACAGGAGAUGUCAUUCUUGUCGUCUCUGGUAACUCUCAAGCUAAAGUUCUUGACAGAGAUGGCUUUCCAGUAAUGGAAUGCGUCAAAGGUGACCAGUACAUAGUGGACAUGGCAAACACCAAGGGUCAUACAGCAAUGCUUAAUACAGGUUGUUGGCAUCCCAAAAUAAAGGAAGAAUUUUUGACUUGUUCCAAUGAUGGAACUGUGAGAACAUGGGAUGUUAACAAUGAGAAAAAGCACAAAGGUGUGUUUAAACCACGGUCUGUUCAAGGCAAACGGGUGAUUCCUACAACUUGCACAUACAGCAGAGAUGGUAAACUUAUUGCAGCUGGCUGCCAGGAUGGCUCCAUCCAGAUCUGGGAUAGGAAUUUGAAUGUUCACACAAAGUUCCACUGCAGGCAGGCACAUGCUUCAGGCACUGAAACUUCAUGCUUGACAUUUUCCUAUGAUGGUAUUGCCCUUGCCAGUCGAGGAGGAGAUGACACUUUGAAAACAUGGGAUAUCAGACAAUUUAAAAAGCCUCUUCAUUCAGUUGAUGGCCUGCCCACCUUUUUCCCAAUGGCAGAUUGCUGUUUCAGCCCAGAUGAUAAGAUACUUGUUACAGGAACUUCUGUGAAGAAAGGAGGUGGCAAUGGGAAGCUUAUUUUCUUUGAACGAGAGACAUUCCAGAAGGUGUAUGAAAUAGAUGUCACAGAUGCUAGUGUUGUGCGUUGUCUUUGGCAUCCCAAGCUGAACCAAAUCAUGGUUGGUACAGGAAAUGGAUUGGCUAAAGUAUACUAUGAUCCCAUCAAAAGUCAGAGGGGAGCAAAAUUAUGUGUGGUUAAAACCAAACGGAAAGCUAGACAAGCAGAGACACUUACACAGGAUUACAUUAUAACACCUCACGCCCUUCCAAUGUUCCGUGAACCACGACAACGAAGUACGAGGAAACAGCUGGAAAAGGAUAGAUUGGAUCCUGUGAAAUCUCACAAACCAGAACCUCCAGUAGCAGGACCAGGUCGUGGUGGCCGUGUUGGAACACAUGGUGGUACCUUGUCAUCAUAUAUAGUCAAGAAUAUUGCACUGGAUAAGACUGAUGAUAGCAACCCUCGAGAGGCUAUUUUACGUCAUGCAAAGGAAGCUGAGGAAAACCCAUACUGGGUUGCGCCAGCGUAUUCUAAGACUCAGCCAAAGACGGUUUUUGCAGAAGUGGAGCAAGAAGAAGAUGAAACAGACAACAAACCAGAAUGGAAGAAACGUAAAAUUUAAAUACCUUGGUUUGAAGGAAGAUGACACAGGAUUUGAGACAAAGUAGAGAGAUAUUUUUGCUGUGCUCAAAGAGCUUACAUUUUUACAAAUAAAUUCUUGUAAUACGUUGAUCUGCUGUUUGCAACUAAAAGAUGAUUGUUACACUGAGUUGCAUUGGAAUUGUUAAUCUGCAUUUUGCAAGAAGGAGGUAAUUAUAUUAUAUAACAAGUUAUCUAUCAGUUUCUUAGUUUUAUAUUUUAAAAGAAAAAUAUUUGUGCUCAUAAUGUAUAACCAGAAGAGAUCAUCUGGUUAAUCAACGUAUUUCCAUAAAGAUCCUUUUAAUUAAUGCUACCAUUUGAGAUGUGAUAUCAUAAAGAGUUUAAGUAAGAAAAUAAAAGGUCUGUAGUUUCUAAGUCAUCUUUUAUUCAUUUCAAUAACACCUAGUAUGUUACACAAAAAAUAAGCAAAGUCAUGGAUUAACAUUUUUUAGGCAUACCAUUUUAAAAUAAUUUACAGAUGUCAGAUUUGUUUAGCUGAUGUGCUAGUUUUCUCAAACUUUUUUUGCGUUUACAUUUUAUUUGAAAGAUAUUUCUAUUGAAUUUGUGCAAUCUCACAAUUUUUUUAGUAAUAAAGAUUUUAUUUUUAAGUCAUAUUGAGUUAGGACUGCACAAUUACAUUUUGUUUAAAAAUAUUGUGCAUUGAUUUUGUUUUGCUAAUGUUACAUGGCUAGAAACAUUAAAAUAAUGUUUGUUCAGGCCUCCAGCCCUAUUCCUAUGUACUGACAGGCAGUAACCCCUUACAGAGAGUAUACGUAUGUUAGGCAGUAUACACAUACCAUUAUGUUUAUGGUGUUCGUAGGCUGUGUACAUACUGGCUGCCAGUUUCUUUCUGAAGGGCGAUACUGAUCGUUAUAAAACGGUCAUUUAAUUGUUGAAAAUUUUAGUUUUUAAUAUUACGUGGCUGUGGCAAAUGUUACAAAGAGGAGAAGGAAAGAGAUGGGGUGGUCUUUAGUUUUACGUAAUUGAAGCCCAGAUUCAGCAAAGCACUGGAGCACGUACUUAACCUUAAGCAUGUAGUUAUGUCAUAGAAUCAUAGAAAAUGUGGGUUGGAAGGGACCCCAGGAGGUCAUGUAGUCCAACCCCUUGCCAAAACAGAACCAUCCCCAAUUAGAUCGUCUCAGCCAAGACUUUGCCUAGCCAGGUUUUAAAAACCUCCAGGGAUAGAGAUUCCACACAGCCUUUCUGGGUAACCUGUUCCAGUUCUCUACUAAGUUCCUGGUGAGAGAGUUUUUCCCAAUAUCUAACCUAAACUUCUCUUGCUGCAGCUUGAGACUAUUGUUCCUAUGUCCCAUUGAAGUUGAGGUGUUUGAUAGUCCUUUGUACUUUGACAGUGAUAGCUCAUUAUAAUUGCUGCUGCUAUUGGAUCUUUUCGGUACAAAAGCCUAACUAGGGGUUACAAUUGUGAUCACUUGUCCAAAAUAACAUGAAUGGGAAAGAGGGAGAAACAGAAAGAAGGGAGCAGGUAACUGCUAGGAAUGCAGGUAUGAGUGGAAAGCAAACAUAGUUGUUAAUUAAUAGCAUCUAACGAAUAGCUCCUUGUGAUGUUCCCCACAGCUGGUAUCAUUCUUUAAUAAGCAAUUAAUGUAUAUUAAAACAUUGUAUUAAUAUGAUUGUAUUAUCUCUCUGAACAAGAUUAUCCAAGAUUUAAUUAGUCUUCCUGAUCUUUAGUUUGAACGCAGGAUAACCUACUGAUUUUUAACAUCACUUGGAAGCAUUCCAUGAAGCCAGAAUGGGUUACUACAAUGUUAGAUAGAGCUAGAGGGGAAAGACACACAAUGGAAAAUGCUGCUACUAUUCUCUGAGUUGACAGGAAUAAAGAAAAGCUAACACAAUCUCCUCUUAUGUUAGUUUAUCAAGUUAGUGGCCCAAAUAAUAUUAUUUAAAUUAAGUUACUUACAAACUAUUAUUUUAUUCUUUUAGAAAUUGCUUGAUAUUCUAUAUUUUAAUUUGUAUUUCAUGAAAAUGUAUGUUCAUUCUUCCAUAUUUCAUUUGGAAUGUUUCACUCCAUUUUAAAAGGUCAAAUAAUUCCUGUUUACAAUAAUUUAUUUCAUUAUCAUCAUGUGUGGCCUCAGUUUAUCAGGGUAAAGCUAGGGGAAUAAUUUAAAACAUCUUUUCGCAAUCAUUAUUCAGGUUUUCCAGACAAAUAUGCUUUACCUGUACUUGCAUUCAUAUUGGUUUUAUUUUUCAGAGACUUGAACAUCAAAUUUACUGGUAAGCACACUGACCAAAAAAGCAAGUUUUAAUAUAAGCAGAUUUUAUUCUUUUAACCACAAAUAAAAUAUUGGGAAUUUGAUAGUAAAGAAUGAUCCAUUUGGGGGAAAGAAACAAACUAUUGCCAGUCAAAAAAGCUCAAAUUUUGAAUGGCAAGUUCUUUCAACAACCAUUUUAAGUAUUCUAGCAGAAAAUAAGUUAAAUUAGUUGAUUUUUUUGUUAUUCUUGUAGAAGUUUUGCCUAGAUGUGCUCAAGCCAGAAGGUGCCAAAUCCAGAUUGGUUUUCUCUAAUGUAUUCCUACCCCAACGGUACUGCAAAAUAUGUGGCAAAGUCUGGCAGGUAACUGGAUGUCUGUGUCAAACCUGUUUGUGACAUCACGAAGAGAGGAAGUCUUUUGUCUUAAAUAAAUCAGGUAGUUUGUCAUUCA
Messenger RNA from Alligator mississippiensis (American alligator), 4706 nucleotides. It is a transcript of the gene WDR70, whose product is annotated as WD repeat domain 70. Gene Ontology annotation, cellular component: nucleus; site of double-strand break. Gene Ontology annotation, molecular function: protein binding. The transcript has 18 exons. Lineage: Eukaryota; Metazoa; Chordata; Crocodylia; Alligatoridae. The coding region runs from base 78 to 2030 and encodes 650 amino acids. The record is from RefSeq and is a predicted model, not a curated record. Gene Ontology annotation, biological process: regulation of DNA double-strand break processing.